This is a messenger RNA of Chaetomium globosum CBS 148.51, 1821 nucleotides long. RefSeq lists its product as uncharacterized. The coding region runs from base 1 to 1821 and encodes 606 amino acids. Lineage: Eukaryota; Fungi; Ascomycota; Sordariomycetes; Sordariales; Chaetomiaceae. The record is from RefSeq and is a predicted model, not a curated record. The transcript has 2 exons.
AUGUUUGGAAAUCUCUCGUUUAUGAUUCCUGCCUCAGGGCCGCCUAGGGGACCUCCCAAGGACGUCCCACCGGCGAUGCCAAUUAACCUACCCCAAUGUUAUCCACAAACCCCAGACAAUGAUGCUCUAGCUGGCCAAGAACAAGGCUCUAACAAGCCGAGAGAGCCACUCACCUCGGUGCUGCAAAAAAUUGUCCGGCCGGCUGAGUUUAACGCCUCGCACUUUGAAGCUCUCGGGGUGCACGUGGUCCCAGAGGCUACUCCAGCCCAGCUACUCCCAGACCCUACGUUUAUCCCAGACUUCGACGCCUGGCACGCCCUUUCCACUGAAGAGGUUCAUGCGACCAACGAAAGCACUCGCAAACGGCUGAACACGGGCAACCUUUCGCCAGGCUGCCAUACCUACCUGGAAAGAAAACGUGAGCUUUCGAUUGCGAACGAGGCGGCGUACCGGACUAUCCGGAGAAUCCCGCCUCCCAAGGGACAGCCGCAAGCCCGCCUGGGAAACGCCUACGAAUUUUAUCGUCAUCUGGAACUGUUUUCUGCGUUUUGGGAAGACACUUCGGUGCCACCAGCCCCGGAGAGCGAAACGGACCAGGUGGGAGAUGGCAACGCCGAGAAUGCGCCCGUUCCAACGGAGGGCAACAAGGCUCAGGAGAAUGGUUCCGACGCCGUCAAGUUCUAUCGCACCGGGACCGGCCAUCAGAUGCCGGUCGACUACCGCCAGAGCAUGAUCACGGCCUUCCUAAAACUGGUAGCGUACGACUUCACCUGCAAUGUGUCGGCACCCCGUACCGAACCACGACUUCACAUCACGUCAAAAUCUUCCACCGGCUCGCCACGUAGCUCUUACUUCUCUUCUGGGUGCACCUUCAUUUUCCGGACCCCAACCACUCGCGAAGCCGCCCGUGCAGGCAUCACUGAAGGCCCGGUGGCGGCCGUGAGCGCUAGGCACACGACCUCUUUCCUACCAACGGAUCCGGUUUCAGAGACAGACAAGGACUCGGUCCUUGACCUUGCCCGGGAAGUCGUCGCCGCUCUGAUCACAGCCCAGCACCGCGCUCGCGAAGGCCGCACCGAGAAGCCCAUUGGUGAGAACGCCUGGUGGUGUACCAAACCGCGCUGGGGCGGCGGCCCCGGCGGGCCCAUCGGGCGCGAAGUGGAGAUGCUCUCUGGAGCAGACCAGACCAUCGGCGACAAAGACGCCCCGCCGUCGGAAAGUACGCCGCCGCCCUCCUCUUCCUCUCAAGGAAGCGAUGCGACCACCCUCCCUCAGCGGCCUUCCCACCGCCCCGUUGGCGGGAGUAUUCCCUUCCCUACGGGAAGUAACACCAUCUCGGCCCUCGGCGGCGGCAGCAGCAGCAGCAGCAGUGGAUCCUCAAAGGGGGCCAAGCGCCUCAAAAAAUCAGGAAACCACCCAAUGUACGACAACUACCGCAUGGUGCGUCAGCCAAAGUCAACAUGGGACAAGAAGACGCGGUACGAAGCUAUCGGGCGGGCGCGGGGCGUCGACUACGACGACGUAUUUGUUGUCAGCACGGUACUGCACCACGUUAGCAUCGUGAGGAUGCGCGUGCCGGAUCGGCUGCUGGCGGUUCUGUCCGGAGAGGCCGAGGACAGCGGGGACAGGCGGAGCUGGGGCAGGCUUGAGGUGUGGCGGAGCCCGUGGUACGACUUCUUUAAGGUGGACGAGCGGGUGUGCGCGAUGCAGUUGGUCUGGAGCAUGAUGGCGUGGAUGAUGCGGGAGCAGGUCAAGGAUAGCGAGGGAGCAUUACCAGAGAAGGAACAUAGCCAAGGAGAUGUGAAGAUGACGGGGGCGUAA